AUGGCUUCUGCAGGUGCUUCUAAGUUUUCGAGAUUUAUGAACUCCGAGACGGGUCCUAAGACGAUCCACUUUUGGGCUCCUGUUAUGAAAUGGGCGCUUGUUUUUGCCGGCAUUAGUGACAUGAACCGUCCUGUUGAAACCAUCUCGGGCACCCAACAGAUUGCUCUUAUGGCCACCGGUCUUAUCUGGACUCGUUGGUGCAUGAUCAUCAAGCCUAAGAAUUUCCUUCUUGCUUCUGUUAACUUCUUCUUAGGAACCGUGGCUGCAUACCAAGUUGUGCGCUUGUACAAUUACCAGACAAGUCUGGGGUAUACUCCCAUUAAAGCAUUCAGCAAUAUUGCUUUCCCACAAAAGAAGGAAGAGGAGACUGAGAAGGGACCCGUCGCCACUGCCAUUGCUGCUGCCGAAGAGUCCAAGUAA
Magnusiomyces paraingens is the source of this 420-nucleotide messenger RNA. RefSeq lists its product as uncharacterized. The coding region runs from base 1 to 420 and encodes 139 amino acids. NCBI's taxonomy places the organism in Eukaryota, Fungi, Ascomycota, Dipodascomycetes, Dipodascales, Dipodascaceae. Gene Ontology annotation, molecular function: pyruvate transmembrane transporter activity. Gene Ontology annotation, cellular component: mitochondrial inner membrane. The transcript is spliced from 2 exons. Gene Ontology annotation, biological process: pyruvate import into mitochondria. The record is from RefSeq and is a predicted model, not a curated record.